CUCUGCUCCUGCUCUAGGAGGAGCAGUGCCUCUUUUAUUCAUUUUGAAAUUUGGGUGUUAGUUUAAGAGUUUGCUUGAGUGUUUUUAACAAAAACAAGAAAACACUUUGAAAUCUACAGGGUUUGAUGUUUUAAAGCUCUUCCCUGACCUUCUAAGGCUCAUUUUCCCCUAUAACUCCCGCCCUGCCUCAGUCCCUCAGUCAGUCUCCGUUCCAUCUGAAAGAAUUUGAGGUUGUUGCUUUGCACAGGCAUUAGCAUUAGCUCGGGUAAGAAAUGCUUGAGAGAGAUCAAUCUUACCAAAAACUGAUGUUGCUUUACAAAGAAAAGGCGGCUGACUCUGGGACUCCCAGGCCACUUCCUCACCCUGCAGGAGGACUUGCUCUCCGCGCUCAGCUUCCUCCCCUGUCCCUAGCCACCCUGCCUGGCCUGGGGAAGGUGGAAGAGCAGAGGCAGGCCAGCGGAGGCAGCUCUGAGAGCGGCUUCCCAUGCACCCCAUGUGCCCGCCUCCCCACCUGCUUUCUCUUCGGCGCCGAUCCCGUGGCCAGGCUUACUCCCUCGGCACCGUCCACCCCCUCCAUGCCGUCGGGCCCCACUCUCCCGCCCUGUGGGCCCAACUCAGGCCUGUUUCAGGCUGAGCUAGCAGAGGAGAGAGAAGCAAGGGGGGGGGGGGUCACACACUUGGGAGUUUGCCCCUCCUCUUUGGCUCUGUCACCCACCAAAGGCAUUCACCCAGAGCGCGUGGCCUUGUUAACACAGCUCCCUGUCCCUUUCCUCGGCUCCUGCACCGGCCGACUCUAAGGGCGCCCUGGGGAGCGCAGCUGCCGUCCGCCCUGCUGUCCGGCCUCUAGCCCCCACAGCUCUCCUCACCUCCCCAGGGGCUGGGCCCUCGCCGCAGUCAGGCCCAGUUGCCUGUUUGUUCAACCUCCCAGGCUGCUCGGUCCCCAUCCCACUCCUUUCCCUUUCUUCCAACAGCCCUGUGCUCUUCUCUCUUGAGAAUGAGGAACGUGGGUUGGGGGGGGCGGGUCCUCCAGAGAAGGACGCGAUCCAGCCCCGCUUCAAACUGUGUGACCUUAGCAAGGCACUUUCCCUUUGAGCCUCAGUUGACUCAUCUGAAAAUGGGCAUAAGAGCACUUGCCUCCUAGGAUGUGGCCAGAAAUCAAGGAGAGGUCGUAGGGCCCUGAGCGGGGGAUGCCUAGCACCAGCCUCGUGUUUGCCCUGUGAGUGAAAUGGUUGGUAAGUCUGCCAAACAGAGUUAGUGAGGAACUGUGGCUCUGGGGACAUGGCUUUCACCCCUGCCUGCUUCCUCCUCCCCGUCCCCAGCCCACAGAAGUCACAUGCAAGCGGUUGAGAGUCCUUUCUUCCUCAAGUAGAAAUAUUUCUUUCCCCUUUCCUUGGAGGUGAAGCUACAAUUGAAGAGGAAACAAAAGCUCCUCUUCGGCCCAGCUUGCCCGGGGGAGCUUACGAGGGUGAGAACGUGGGUCAGGACUGUGCAGAGCCAGGCCCUGGGCCUCCCGAAUCUUGGCGGACUCCGGUGGCCAGGCCCACGGAGGCAAAGGCCCAGCUUCCGGAGACGGCCACGAGUGGCCAGCAAAUGCCUCUUUCGGGCUCAGUCUGAGUGGCUUCCCAGAACACGAGGGCAUGCUUCAGAAGCUGGUUAAGUGAUUUUCAGCAAUUUCAGAAAUUGCCUCAGCUGGUUGUUUCGAUUUCCCCACAGCCUUGGAUUAAAGCAGAAAGAAACAGGGCCCCUGGUGAUUGGAAGAGACUGUGGCUUUGUCCCAGGAAAGCCAGCCGCUGUGGGAAGGAGAGGGAGAGGCCUGAGCUGGUCCUGCCAUGCUGGCGGGCCGCCAAAGGCACUGGCUCCCCCCGGCCUCAGCUCUAGGCCCGAGGCCCUGGCACCCCCACACAGCCUCACUCACCAGUUUGCCAGGGUCCUCAGCUGAACCCACUCAUCACAGCUGAUAGGACACUUGAGGCGUUCUUCCUCCUCACCCUUAGACAACAAAAACCAAGCAUUGUCUCUGCAGUCAGCCUAUCAGACUUAACCUCUAAACUCUGUGUUUGCUUCUGUUUUUUCCUUCGCUGGACUGGGAUGACAGUGCCAGGUUCAGAUCAACUGGCUUUCUCCUUCCAGAAGCAGCUGGGAGGAAGAGAAAGGCCAGUUCUUGGGGUACCCAGUGGGUGCUAUCUUGAGUGUUACUGUUAAGAAGGGAUUUCCUAAGAAGGGACAUGUGUCCUGGCCACAGCUAGGACUCAGCACGCAGACACCGGGCAUGUCUGGGCCUGGCGCUGAUCUUUGGAGAAGGAGUCAGGCUGUUGACAUUCGGUAUCUGGGUCAUAUCUCAGUGGUGGGGGUCCAUCAGGCCUUCCUCUUCCUCCUCUUGCUCCUCCUCAAAGAGCUGUGACCUGGGUGUGUCUGGGUCUGGUCCACACAGCCCGCUGCUCCAGAUUCCCCCAUUCCCAUCUGCCUCCAUGGGCCACCCCUCCAACCCCCACCAGGGCUCCAGUUGCCCUCGCAGCCUGGGAGAUGAGGUCUUGGCCCUGGAACCAGCUGUUGAUCCAGAUAAUCAGCAGAGCCAGGGAGCCUGAGAAUCACAUUCUAACUCCAGCCCCGCCUUUGUCUCCACAUCAGACCCUGGGGGUUAACUUGACCUCUUUUCCAUCUCCAGAAGAUUCUCAUCCCUGCUCACUAUUGCUCUGGGGCCAUCAUGGGAGCCAAGGAAAGGUCACUGUGCAGCAGUUCUUGGGGGCCUGGAGGGGAGGCUGGAGAGCAGGUGUACCUGUGCACUCCAAGGCUGGAGCCUGGGCCAUGUUCAGACGGGAAGUGGACCAGAGUCACACGUCUGCAUGCGCUGUUUUGCCUGAUAACAAAUGAUUUUAUCUCCUGAUACUAUUAUGUAUUUUAUAUAUGUCUUAAUAUUAAAUUGUAAAUUGUAAAUUAUCCCGGGCAGCGGUGCCCGGGUGGCUCAGUCGGUUAAGCAUCCUACUCUUGGCUUCAGCUCAGGGCCUAUCUCAGGGCCGUGAGAUUGAGCCACGCGUCAGGCUCUGCACUCAGUGGGGAAUCUACUGGUCCCUCUCCCUCUGCCCUUUCCCCCCUUAUCUAAAAUAAAUAAAUAAACGAAAUCUAAAAAAAAAAAAAAAGUGUCCCUGGGCAGCCAGUGCCCUGCAGUUUAAAAGGCUGCAUCCUGUCCAUGCCUCUUGUCACCUCGCAUGUAGUACAUGCGCCCUGCCUGCUUCUGCUGCCCUCUGCGAUGCUCUCUUUUACCACAUGUAUACACUUUAAGGUUGUCUCCGGUUUUUUGCUAUGUUGUAAACUGCACGGUGGUCAGCAUCCUGACACGGAGACCUCUCCGUACCGGACCUACUUCUGCAUUUCACCUGCAGAUGAACCCCGACAGCGCACUUGCUCUAUCAGAGCAGGUCACUGCCUCUCAGCGCCAGUCGGAGCCCGAGGAAGCCCGGGAUGGAGGGAAGACUGCCCAGCUCACGCUACGUUCAUGACCGACCGGCCAGCCUGGAGGCCCGGACUCAGGACCUGCUGGCCAGUGGGCCGAACCCCUCCUUGUACUGGGGUCCCGUGUCUAGAAAGGGCUUCACAUGAAGCCAGGCACCCAGCCAUGGUCAGCAUUAACUGGGGUAUCACGGCGGCCGGUCACUGCUGAGGCCAGGGAAACCCUGGAGGAACAGCUGGCCUCGGUGUCCCUGGUGACCACAAGCCGGCGACAAGGACCUGACCCUCCACGCUCCACUGCCUCCUGCAGCCGGAAGGAGAGUGUGCGUCUGCCCCAAGGAAUCACUUCCCAGAAAUUGUCCGGAAAGUCACCGAUGCCCCAGCUCUCGUCUGAUUCAUCAGCCUGACUGCACGGGGAACUUGGGGACAAAAGCCCCCAGUAAGCAGAAAGGAAGGGAGCAGCACGGAAGACAUCUCUGCUGCUCCCUCUUGACCCCGGGCAUGACGCACCCUCCACGGGCUGGUGGCUUUGAGCCUUUGUUUCCCCACCCAGAGGCAUGGCACGCAUCCCCUUAAGCUCCAAGCCCGUUUUUGCAGCCUCUGUGGGGUGGGGCUUGGCGAGCUGCCUAGCCCAUAGGUUGAGUCCAUGGUCUUGACAAAGUCACCCCAAGUUCUCAUGCCUUUGGCCACAGACCUGAGCUAUGAUGAGAUCUGUGCUAUGCUCUCUCCCGACUUCAUGAUUUACUGUGCGAUUUACAAAGUCUUUACCCAAACCCUACCUGGUUUUAUUUUCAAUUUUUCUUUGGAUCAAAAUAAUACAUGUCCAAAGUUUGAAAAGUUGAACGGUAUGACAAGGCUGGUAACCCAAAACUGGCGGGUUCUGCCCCCCCACCCCGAGCUUCCCUCUCCCUGGCCCCUCCUUUCAGUUCCUUUGGCCAAUUCUUCAUCUGUUUCCCUUCUGAUUUCUCAGUAAUUUGCUUAUAUUGCUAUUUCUUGAUUUUUCCCCUGUUAGAACAUAGACCUCAUAGUAUGGAAAAAUGAGCUCUGGUAGGCACUUCUCCACACACUUCCCUCCCAUCCCUCCAAUGGCACAGUCCGGGGUGAAGGGAUAGUCAGUGUUUAUGUGUUUAAAACUAUGUAACCAGUAGUUUUAAGAGGAAACCCGACCGAAAUUUAGAGGUUUGUUCUUUCUCUUGCCACUCCACACUUUGUUGGAGUUUGGGUUUUUCUCGCUCUUUCUGGGCUAUAAAGUUCUUCCCAGGCUCCUUUGUAGUAAGUUGAGUCUUGAGCAUCACCUCCCACUGGACCCCGAAGAUCUGGGAGGAGCUUCGGUCUGUGACUAGGCUUCCAAUGGAUUCGCCAAAGCAGCUUUACCCAACCUGGGCCCCGGGAUCAUCUCAGAUGCCCAGUGAAGAGAAUUCCCAGGAAGGCUCAGGUGCCUCUCAAACUGUCUCCGAAGUAUUAACAAAGAACCUUGGUAAACUGACUCUCGACUCUAGUUUCAAACUUCCUUCCCCUCUACCAGAAUAGGCAUCCCAACAGCAGGACAGAGAGAAGAAAGCACAGGGGCCGGUUGAGCGCAUCCUCAGCAGCAGCAGCAGGGGGAGGGCUGGAGUAAGGACUUUGUUAACUGCUCAGAAAGAAAGGAUGGCAAGGAUGACUCGGAUGAUUCAAUACCAGCGUUACCUCAACCCCCGGUCCCAGCCUCAAAAAGAUCCACGGCAGAAGGAAACCGAGGAGGGUGAAUCGAGAGUGGAAAGGUUUAGAUGUCGCUGUCAUUAUGGCCGGUACCAUAAAGAUCUUUCUGAGGAAACCAGCAUGGAGAAAAAUCAUGACGCGGAGCCAAUGUAAACAUAAACUUUAUUCUUGUACUGUUUCUUCUUGCUAGUGAUUUUAGGAUCAUUUUGCAGCGGCUUGGGAAAGCUGCUCUCUGUUCGGGCAAACUGUAGGAUAUUUUGGUAAUCUAUGAUAUUAUAAGGUCUUUCUUCAUACCAGUGAUUUGUGAGGAAUCCUGUAGUUUGCAUUUGAAUGACUUCACUAUACUUCCACGUUUUGAUUUGACCUAAGGAAGCACUAACGGGUUUUGAGGGUUGCCUGUGUGUUUAAGAGGCCUGAGGUCAUUGAGGUAAGACCUAACCUCAGACUGUGCAGAAGGAAUACACAGGGUGCGCCUGGGUGGCUCAGUCGUUAAGCGACUGCCUUCGGCUCGGGUCAUGAUCCCAGGGUCCUGGGAUCGAGCCCCACAUCGGGCUCCCUGCUCCGGGGAAGCCUGCUU
Messenger RNA from Zalophus californianus (California sea lion), 5722 nucleotides. RefSeq names its product developmental pluripotency-associated protein 3-like. The transcript has a single exon. The record is from RefSeq and is a predicted model, not a curated record. Gene Ontology annotation, cellular component: nucleus. NCBI's taxonomy places the organism in Eukaryota, Metazoa, Chordata, Mammalia, Carnivora, Otariidae. Gene Ontology annotation, biological process: epigenetic programing of female pronucleus.